AUGGAUUCGGGGAUACAUCUGCGCCCCGCGCGAGCCCAGGAUCUGCCUCAUAUUGCCGACCUCCUCGCACAGGCCAUGCUGGACGAUGAACUCUAUACCUGGAUGUAUCCCGGGCGCCACGAGUACUAUGCAGAUUUUCGAUAUUCCUUUCUCUGGCGACUGAAGACAGGUUUCGUCACUCCGGGCUAUAUUACGGUUGUGGCGGUGGAAUAUUCUGAAGACCGUGAGGAGAUCCGUGGGACGGCUGCGGCUGAUGGCGGCUUUCCAUUCUCUACUUACCCCGAAAUAUGGUUCUUGGGGCAAUUGGCUGUCGACCCGGCUCAUCAGCGUCGCGGCAUUGGCCAAAAAUUGGUCGAUUGGGGACUGCAGCAGGCACGGCAAGAGCAUGUUCCUGUCGGGUUGGAGGCCGGUGUUAAAGGCGCGGGGUUGUAUCAGAAGCUUGGCUUUCACAUAGUCAAUAUGACCCAGUUAACUUCUGGCGUGACUAUUCGGGCAAUGUUGUACACCCAAUAA
Messenger RNA from Penicillium odoratum, 513 nucleotides. RefSeq names its product GNAT family N-acetyltransferase. The transcript is spliced from 2 exons. NCBI's taxonomy places the organism in Eukaryota, Fungi, Ascomycota, Eurotiomycetes, Eurotiales, Aspergillaceae. The coding region runs from base 1 to 513 and encodes 170 amino acids. The record is from RefSeq and is a predicted model, not a curated record. Gene Ontology annotation, molecular function: acyltransferase activity, transferring groups other than amino-acyl groups.